CUGUUACUCAGAUUUUGAAUCUUCCUGCCUUCAAAUUCUUUUUUUUUCUUCUUGGUCAUUCUCUAUUUUUGAAUCUUUAUUGAAUCCAUUAGGACUCUUUGUUUUGGGUUAUUUGCCUAUAUAAUCUCUUGUUUUUCUUCUCUAUAAUCUAAUCCUCCCUUAGGUUGGAAGUUAUAUAAAACUUGCAUUCCAAGCGUGUUCUUUUUCUACUUCUGUGUCUAGUUUUGGAGGGGUAUAGAUCUCGGGCCGUUUCCCGAGGGAAGGAGAAACAGCAGAUAAACACACUAAAGAACAAGCUGCAUCUAAGUAAUUGCUGGCGAGAUCUCAAGGGGAAAAAAAACGAAGAUUUUCAAGUUCCUCAUUUGACGUUACUUGUAAAGAGACUGGAGGGUGACUUGUCGCAAAUUUGCUUCCAUCUUUUCCUUCCUCCAACUUUGUCCCUUUCUAGUGAGGUAACAGGUUUAGAGCCUCUUCUCCAUAGCUGGGCCUCGAAACCAAACAUUUCUCAUGUAUCCCGUUAAUUUCUGGUCCCAUAUCACAAUCUUAGCAUUUUUAUCGAUUUAACCGAAGUUAAAUCAUGCAUCUCUGCGUGAAAACCAGAUUUUAUCGAUUCCCAAGCUAAUUCUUCUUCAUAAAAGGUAACUUUGUUCUGUCUCUGAACCUCAAAUACUUCUCAUUGGUCUCUCCUCUUCUGAAGAUUUGUGGUUGUUGCUUCGAAUUCCAAUGAGUAUGAGGAAAAAUGGUAAUUCUCAUUCAGGAAGGAUAUUUAGUGAUAGGAAAUGGAUUAUACCAUUUUUUGCCAGCUUGCUUGUGUCUGUUAGCCUGGUUCUCACAGCUAUUCUUGGGGCGCUUAGUUCUUCUAACGUGGGAGAACAGUCAACGUUUGACAUUAUUUCAUUUGCAAGAUCAGAGGAUUCAAGUGGGUAUUUUGUGGAAUCGGAUUUGGAAAGAUCGUGGAGUGCUAAUAAGGUUCCAAAAAUAGAGGAGGCACCUAGGUUUGCUUAUCUUAUUUCAGGCACGAAAGGUGAUAGUCAUAGGAUGAUGAGGACUUUAGAAGCAGUAUACCACCCAAGAAAUCAAUAUGUUUUGCAUUUGGAUCUUGAGGCUCCGCCCCGUGAGAGGUUGGAAUUGGCAACUGCAGUGAAAGCUGACCCUACAUUUCGUGAAGUGGAGAAUGUUCGUGUCAUGUCUCAAUCCAAUCUGGUGACUUAUAAAGGUCCAACUAUGAUUGCUUGCACCCUUCAAGCUAUUGCAAUACUAUUGAAAGAGAGCUCAGAGUGGGACUGGUUCAUAAACCUCAGUGCUUCAGAUUAUCCUCUUGUGACACAGGAUGAUUUGCUUCAUAUCUUUUCUAAUCUGUCUAGAGAGCUCAAUUUCAUUGAACAUACCCACAUUGCUGGUUGGAAACUCAACCAUAGAGCAAGACCAAUCAUCAUCGAUCCGGCCCUUUACUUAUCAAAGAAAUCUGCUAUUGCAUGGACGACUCAACGAAGAACACUUCCCACCUCUUUUAAAUUAUUUACAGGUUCAGCUUGGGUUGUGCUGACACGAUCUUUUGUGGAAUACUGCAUAUGGGGCUGGGAUAACCUUCCAAGAACAAUUCUGAUGUAUUAUACAAAUUUUAUCUCCUCUCCAGAGGGUUAUUUUCACACAGUCAUUUGUAACACUGAGGAAUUUCAACAUACAGCUAUAAGCCAUGAUCUUCACUACAUAGCGUGGGACACACCACCAAAGCAGCACCCCAUGUCUUUAACGAUGAAGCACUUCAACAAAAUGGUUCAAAGCAAGGCUCCCUUUGCACGGAAGUUUGCUAAGGACGAUCCGGUCCUAGACAAGAUUGACAAAGAACUUUUGGGACGCACACAUAGAUUUUCUCCUGGAGCAUGGUGCGUUGGCAACUCAACAGGAGGCGCUGACGCUUGUUCCUUUCGGGGCAAUGAUACUGUGUUCAGGCCAGGCCCUGGUGCUGAGAGGCUGCGUGAAUUAUUUCAAACUCUAUUGUCUGAAGAUUUCAAAAGCAAGCAGUGUUCUUGAAUAUUUAACAAUCCAAUUAGGAUAAUCUCAAGUGUAAAUAUGCGGUUAUAGGUUACAUUGAUUCCAAAGGUCGGUAUUUUUGUGCCCAAUGUAUCAAACAUUCAAAGCUCAAAGUUAAGAAAGCAAAAGGCACCAUGAGCAGCA
Neltuma alba is the source of this 2178-nucleotide messenger RNA. Its product is annotated as beta-glucuronosyltransferase GlcAT14A. Gene Ontology annotation, cellular component: membrane. The coding region runs from base 724 to 2034 and encodes 436 amino acids. Lineage: Eukaryota; Viridiplantae; Streptophyta; Magnoliopsida; Fabales; Fabaceae. Gene Ontology annotation, molecular function: glucuronosyltransferase activity. The record is from RefSeq and is a predicted model, not a curated record. The transcript has 4 exons.